AUGGCGAAUCAGCCCAUCGACGGCCCGGCCGUGCUGCCGGCAAACACAGCAACAGACUCUCCAGAUCUUCGAUCCUCCGGUGAUAUAGAAAAACAAGGCAUACAAGAGGCUACAAGUCCCGCAAAGAAAGUCUCCGCCUUCAAGUCCCUGGGCUGGCUCGACCGCUUUCUAGCGGUGUGGAUCCUCCUCGCCAUGGUCCUCGGAGUCUUGCUGGGCAAUUUCGUGCCUGAAGUUGGCCCGGCGUUGCAGAAGGGCAAGUUUGCCGACGUAUCCAUUCCGAUAGCCGUCGGCCUGCUGGUGAUGAUGUACCCGAUCCUCUGCAAAGUGCAGUAUGAGGUAUUGCACCAAAUUUUUGCGCACAGAGGCAUCUGGAAGCAAAUCGGCUUUAGCGUGUUUGUCAACUGGAUUGUGGCGCCCCUUCUCAUGCUUGGGCUUGCUUGGGCAUUCCUACCCGACAAGGGUGAGCUCCGUGUUGGCUUGAUCCUGGUUGGCCUAGGAAGAUGUAUUGCCAUGGUCUUGAUCUGGACGAGCCUGGCAGGCGGCGACACGGAAUACUGCGCCAUCCUGGUCGCCGUCAACUCGAUCCUCCAGAUGGUUCUUUUUGCGCCACUAGCCCUUCUUUACAUCCGCGUCAUCAGUCGCGAGUCUGGCACUCUUGACGUGUCGUACUCGGUCGUCGCCACCAGCGUGGGUGUUUUCCUCGGCAUCCCCUUUGGUGCGGCCCUCGUCACACGUUUUGCCGUCCGAGCGAUUGCUGGCCACGAAUGGUUCAUGAACGUCUUCAUGAAGUACUUGGCACCCUGGUCGCUGAUCGGCCUUCUGUACACCAUCAUCGUCCUCUUCGCCUCGCAGGGUCGCCAGGUCGUGCACCAAAUCGUCUCCGUCGUCCGCGUCGCCGCCCCUCUGGUUGUGUACUUUGUGGUGAUCUUUUUUGUCACGCUUUGGGCAUCACGAAGGGCGGGUUUCGGAUACAAGCUUAGUGCGACACAGAGCUUCACAGCCGCCAGCAACAAUUUCGAGCUGGCCAUUGCCGUCGCAGUCGCCACAUACGGGCCGCAAAGUGAUCAGGCUUUGGCGGCCACGGUCGGACCGUUGAUUGAAGUGCCGCUGUUGAUCUUUUUGGUAUAUGUUGUCAAGUGGAUUGGGAAUAAGUGGAGGUGGUUGGAUUAG
Messenger RNA from Chaetomium globosum CBS 148.51, 1170 nucleotides. RefSeq lists its product as uncharacterized. The transcript has 4 exons. Gene Ontology annotation, molecular function: arsenite transmembrane transporter activity; antiporter activity; antimonite transmembrane transporter activity. NCBI's taxonomy places the organism in Eukaryota, Fungi, Ascomycota, Sordariomycetes, Sordariales, Chaetomiaceae. The record is from RefSeq and is a predicted model, not a curated record. Gene Ontology annotation, cellular component: plasma membrane. Bases 1 to 1170 code for a protein of 389 amino acids. Gene Ontology annotation, biological process: antimonite transmembrane transport; arsenite transport.